UCAUUAUAAAGAUCAAAAACUCAAAAACUACAGUCAAAAUUAUGUACCUAUAGCAAAACAUAGUUUAACCAUUUAAUUAAAACGUUAAAAACAAUAUCAAUUUGUAUAUACUAUAUAGGUACCUACAAAGUUCAAUUAGAACCACAACAAAAGCGCUAUUGGAUAAUUUAUUUUUGGAUAAAAUCAAAUCACACAUAUUGAAUAACAAAUGAGUGAGAGGGGCGGGCGACGCGGCGCGGGCGCACCGUUCUACGCGCCUCCGCGAAGGAAAACCUCAGCUGAAAUCAUCAGCGAGGCCAGGGCUGCCUUAUACGGAGAGAUGAGCAGCGCGUCAUCGGGCACGGGCGGCGCGCUCCGUCCGCUGCGCACGCGCCGCCCCUUCACCCCGCGGGAGCCCCAGCGCACGCUCUUCAGCGACAGGUCUCGGAAGAAGGACCCCAGGCCGCCCAGCUCUUUUGAUCUCAAAUACCUAAGCUUGUCUGACACCAGCGUGGACGUGUCUUCAGUGCUUGGCGCGCACAUAUCUACCCUAGAGGAGGACAGCUUCUAUGGGGCCCUCGCCGAGCCACAGAACAACGUCAAGAAGAAACCAGUCGUAAGUCACCGGCCGGUGCGACCCCAGGACCGCACAGUGGAGGGCUGGUCUGGCUUCCCGAAGCUGCCGCACCUCAGUGGACGCAGCAAGCCCUUGCAUAGGCGGAACACCACGGGGCAAUCGCCUGAAGAAAGCAAGAUAAAGGAUCUCUCUCAAGCUCUAACAGUAUCGCGUCCAUUAGGCUGCGCAGGCGGCGACAGCGCAGCCGCACAGUGUGGCUACGGCACUAAAUCCCUCAGUCCUGACCCUCCGUGUCGAAGGCGGAUGUACGCGACGUCCAAGUCGCUCACAUACGAUGUGGCCACGUUUGACGAACUUGGCUCCAUCCCAGUCAAACAUCUUGAGGUCCAGCUGCCUGUCACUUCCAGCGACUAUGAUAGCAUGAGCACGCUGGAACUGGGCGAGGCUCUGUCGCAGCGCCCCGGCGACAGCGAGCGCACGCUCCACCUCCUCGAGAAGCUGCAGACUCGCAUUGAGCAGGCGGCUCCGAGCGGCAGCUUGCGGGAGCUGGUGCUGAGAGCGCUGUACACGCAUGUCGACAGUGACAAUGAGGCCGUGCUUGUUUCCAUCGCUCGGGCUAUGCUUACGAUGCGUGUAACUGGGACGCAUCUAGCUGCUGCAUGCAAACUUGUGUUCAAAAUUGCAAGAAACGACAAAAAUGACCAUUUCUUUAGGAGUACUAAUCUACUUGAGCUGGUGGUAGAAGGCUGCGGGCGCGCAGAUCCAGUGGCGGAGAGCGAGUGUUGCGUAUACGGCGCCGGCGCGCUGCGCUUUCUGGCGCUCGAACCGCAGCUGUGUGCGCUGGCGCACCGCGCCGGCGCGCUACACCUUGUCGCGCUGCAUCUCAAGAUAUUGAACAACGCGAAAGCAGAGAACCCACGUCUCGUGUCGGAGCAGUCAACCCACGCACUGUACCAGCUGACAGGAGCGCUUCGGAACCUGGCGAGCGCGGGCGAGCGCGAGCGAGCGGCGUUCGUGUCGAGCGGCGCGCUCGGCGAGCUGCUCGCCGCGCUGUUGCACCACACCGACCGAGACGUGCUCACCAAUGUCGCAAGAUGUCUCAGUGUGCUAUCAGCGGACGAGUCGUGUUGCAUGUGGCUGUGCGCGUGGCCGGAGAGCGCGCGCGCGCUGUUCCGCGCGCUGGCGGCGUGUGCGGCGCGCGCUCCGCUCGCCGUGCGGCUCGCCUACACGCUCGGCAACAUGGCCGCUGCCAGCGAACAGGCCAGAAUUAAUAUUUACAACGAAGAUGGCGGAGUAGACGUUCUGCUUACAAUACUGGAAUCAUACACGACAAGGAACCAAGAGUCCAGGGACCAUGAGCCUGAUUCCGAUCCAGAUCUACAUCUCGUCGGUACAGAUCUAGGUGGAUCAGAUGGAUCAAACGAAGAUGUUUUGAUAAAGACAGUCCGAGUGGUGGCCAACUUGUGCUUGGCGGAGCGCGCCGGCCGCAGUCUGGCUGAGAACCACGCCGAGAGGACCAUACGGGCUCUCCUGGCCUGUCUCGAGCUGGCUGAGAAGCAACCCUUCGAUACUGUAGUGAUAGACUUGGAAGAUGAUAAAGAAGAUCGCAGUAGCAGCUUAGAGCGGCGUUCGGAGCUCGCGACGGCUGCGCUUGCGACACUCAACAACGUGACGUUCUACCGCGAGCCUCCAGACCCUCUCGAUGAGUUGCUGCACAGCGUAUGUAGAGCAACCUGCCGGUGGUUGAACGGUGAAGGUAUAGCGGCAUGCGAAGCAGUCCGCGCGCUGGGUAACCUGUCGCGGUCGCCGAGCACCGCGCAGCUCAUCGUUCUCGAGGGCGUUCUGCCCUCACUGGUGCCUUUUUUACACCAUGACGACCCCAGUGUGCGUUGCGCCGCCGCGGGCGUGCUGGUGAACGUGUGUGGCGCGGGCGCUGAGUGCGCGGCGGCGAGCGCAGUGGCGGCGCGCGCGCUGGCCGCCGCCGCGAGCGAGCGAGACGCAAGCGCGGCCGCGCUGCUCGCACGCGCGCUCUGGAACGCGCACGCGCACGUGCCGCUCACAGCCACGCUCGCGCACGAGACGUCCGUCGCGCUCGUUGAAUUUAUUGAUGACGAAUCAGUUUUCGCGGCGUGUGAGGCUUCUCGUAGCGGGAACAGACGGGCUAGUGACCCGGCAAUAGUUAAGAAUCGAGUGAAAUUCGACAUCGGUAACAACAACUAUUCAGAAAACGACAAUUACUGCUCUCGUCCGCCCUUUAGCAAAGCGUACAGCGUCGACCCCAUACUGCAUCACGACGACCUCCCUGAUGGGGAGGAACACGAGCUAUCAGGGGAAGACUUGGGUUUCGAGGAGGGAGACGUGGGGGGAGAGGAGUGCGAUUGCUUGCCUUGCAGGAGGCUGGCGGAGUGGGAGGAGCUAGUCGGUGUUGCCAUACCACUGCUGGAGAAACUGCGGCCGCCCCGAGCUGACGCGUCAGUUGGGACUGAUUGAACUAUCCCACAAUAUCAAAUUUGGGAAUAAAUAUCAGUAUAGAAUAAUAGAUAAUAAAAACAAAUUACAUUUAUUAGCUAACUUAAAUGUUAACAAUACCUCCUGUAUUGUGUCAUGUCUAUCAUGAAACAUUAAAGCGUAGCACGUCAUUGCGUCCAGACAUUCUCUUUUUUUACACGAUGUCUAGACGAUAUAGGAAAAAGAGACAGCAUGUGGACGUUAGUAAAGUGUUUUUAUGUUUCGUAGUAGGCCUGCAGGUUGGUUGGACCUUUUAAACAAAAAUAUGCCUGAGACAAGAGGCUCCGCUCUUACCAUAAAAUUGGUUACUUGACUGGGUAUAAAAUAAAAUAAAACAUUUAAACAACCAAAUAUAAUAAUUAAAGGUCACUUUGAUUGAUCAGUUUUAUUAAUUACGAGUUAUACUUUUUGACUCCAAAAUCCGUGACGCGUCAGAUAUACAAAGCUCCAUAUAAAAUUUUAUUUUUGACUUUAGAAUAAAGUCCCUGAUUUGACUAGUUGGAAAGCAGCCUUUGACUAUGUGUUUACCUAACAAUAAUUAGGAAAGGUCCAGUCGUUGUGGUCCAAUAAAUAAAUAAUUAUGAAAAUAGGCAUCUAAUAAUUAUGAAAAUAGGCAUAUGCCUGCCUAUUAUGUUAGUCCUCUGUACUGUAGAAUAUAUUAUAUAGAUUUAUAUACCAUAUACAAAAACCUUUGAUAAAUCGAAGUUAAAAAGAUAUGAAUUUAUCAUAAGUUCAUCUUAUUUGAUGUUUAUUUAGUCUUGCUUGCUAAUCAGCGACCAACGAAACGUAUUGAUUGAAUAUAGCCUAAUCAUGGUAACUACUUAAUACUUUUUUUUUUUUUACAAAUAAUUUUGCCGGGUUAUCUGUAUAGUUGAAUAGGUACAUGUAUGUAGAGAAAAACUAUAGAUCAUUUUAAUAAACAUCAAUUAUAGUCUUACUGGUAAAUAAAUAAAAACAUUUAGACAUGUA
Plodia interpunctella (Indianmeal moth) is the source of this 4033-nucleotide messenger RNA. RefSeq lists its product as uncharacterized. The transcript is spliced from 21 exons. Gene Ontology annotation, molecular function: protein binding. Gene Ontology annotation, biological process: cilium organization. Bases 209 to 3046 code for a protein of 945 amino acids. The record is from RefSeq and is a predicted model, not a curated record. NCBI's taxonomy places the organism in Eukaryota, Metazoa, Arthropoda, Insecta, Lepidoptera, Pyralidae.